Neoarthrinium moseri is the source of this 951-nucleotide messenger RNA. RefSeq lists its product as uncharacterized. Bases 1 to 951 code for a protein of 316 amino acids. NCBI's taxonomy places the organism in Eukaryota, Fungi, Ascomycota, Sordariomycetes, Amphisphaeriales, Apiosporaceae. The transcript has a single exon. The record is from RefSeq and is a predicted model, not a curated record.
AUGUCUACAUCUAGGCCAACCAGCUUGGCCAUUGCUCGCGCAGGAUCACCAAUCAUCAAACUCCCCACCCUGAACGACAUAUUAUCGAACACGGCACAACCACCAUGGACCCUAAGCGCAUUCACGGCGUACUUGUCCCAAAACCACUGCCUCGAGACCUUGGAAUUCCUCAUGGAAGCUGAACGCUAUCGGGCAGCACAUGCCAACCAGUCAGCGGCCCACGGGCGCCAAUUGCAUUUCGAAGACGAGAACAUCUGCUUGCUGUGGCAUAGACUCAUGCAGGCAUACAUCAUGCCGUACGGCCCGAGGGAAGUGAACCUACCGGCUCCAGUUCGCGAUCGCUUAUUGCAGCUCUCCUGUUCCCCCGCUUCUGUACCACCGCCGUCAGAAUUAGAUGAGGCUGUCGGCAUCGUACAUGAGCUCAUGAGCGACUCGCUGCUGGUACCUUUCCUCCAAUCCGUUGCAGCAGCCGCUAGCGAAUCCUCCCAGCACGAGGAGGUAGCGGAGGGCAGACGGAGUAGGUCGAGAUUACGCAUACCCCGGGACCUCAUCUCGCCAGCAGACGAAGGAUCGCAGUCGCCGAAGACGCACUUUCUUCCGUUACUUCUUGGCCGUAACAGCCCCGUGGUCAACCGAUCUAACUCGGGGUCGGGCUCAGAAACCAUGGAAGUUGACCUCGUUACCGACGACAGCAGUCCAAACUCCACACCCGGCGCCGAGCCCAUGACACCGCCUACCACUCCACCAACCUCGGACUUCACUUUCAGCGCCUCUCCGAACACAUUACAGCGGGCGAUUACGGGGAAUAGCUGGAAGAGAAUGGGUGCGCGACUAGGGCUGAGCAGGAAGAGCCGGUCCAUUCGGCGCUCUGAACCGACCAAUGUCCCACCAACCAGUACCGACAUUGAAACGAUGCCAUCAAGACACUCGUCUGGGCCACCUCCCUUAUAG